AUGAUCCACGAUACAGGGGCCUCAAUCAGUAACGAGCCCUCUAGAGAUACAGAGUCUGAGCGGGAGACAGAGACAGAGACAGAGACUGCAAGCCACAGCAUCACCGACGCCGACGUUGUUGAGGCGCUACAGAAGGGUAUUCUUGAAGCUGCGAGGGAUAACGUUAAGGAGGAACUGAUCAACGAGGGAGAGGCGUCGCUGUAUUAUGACUCUUUGACCAUGUCGCCUUUGAACGCAAUGUCCGCUGCCGCUAUUGCUCGCUUCCGCGCCUACAAACCUCCAGCAUUCCCGCUAUGGGACCGUCUUCCGGUCCGGAGACGGGCUGCUGUUUUAAUACUGCUGUAUGCUGACCGACGCGGUGACCUGCGUGUUGUUAUCACCAUGCGUGCCGCAAGUCUGAGGAAUUUCUCUGGUCAUGCCGCCUUUCCUGGAGGCAAGGCGGAUGACGCCCAAGAGACACCAUUCCAGAUCGCACGCAGAGAGGCUUGGGAAGAGAUUGGGCUACCCAUGGACGAUUCCAAGCUCCCUAAGCCAUUCCGUGUAGAGCAUCUGUGCUAUCUGCCACCUUCUCUGGCUCGGACUCAUCUCGUGGUGAGACCAUGUGUUGCUUUUCUACAUGCCGACCAGCGAACAGCAGGAGAACCUGCUCCUACUGUGGAUGAGACUAUGAUCCCCAGGCUGGACGCACGCGAAGUCGCAGCUGUCUUCAGCGCACCUUUCUACAAUUUCCUCCAGGCAAAUGACCUCCCUCCCGGGCCUGGCGAGGUACUUCCUGAAGGUCGAUGGUACGAUGGAUUUUGGCAUUCAUGGAAAGACCAUCGAUGGCGAGUGCACAACUUUUAUGUUCCCGUUAACAAUCAGAGUAUUUCCAAACCUCGAAAGGACAGCGAACAAAGCCAACUGGUUGAGAAGUUAGAGAAGGAAGAAGAGCCUGACGGUAGAUUCAAGGUCUGGGGUAUGACUGCGCGUAUUCUAGUGGAUGCGGCAAGAAUUGCAUAUGCGCAAGAGCCUGGAUUUGAGCAUAACGACAGCAUUGGCGACGAGGAUAUCAUUGCACAUGCGGAUAGUUUGGGGGAGCUUGGGGAGAAGGUUCAGGAUAAGCCGCAGGAAAAGAAGACUGAGUCUGGUGAGGCCGCCAAGAUGUAG
Fusarium coffeatum is the source of this 1146-nucleotide messenger RNA. RefSeq lists its product as uncharacterized. Bases 1 to 1146 code for a protein of 381 amino acids. NCBI's taxonomy places the organism in Eukaryota, Fungi, Ascomycota, Sordariomycetes, Hypocreales, Nectriaceae. Gene Ontology annotation, biological process: coenzyme A catabolic process. Gene Ontology annotation, molecular function: coenzyme A diphosphatase activity; acetyl-CoA hydrolase activity. The record is from RefSeq and is a predicted model, not a curated record. The transcript has 3 exons.